Messenger RNA from Trichosporon asahii var. asahii CBS 2479, 273 nucleotides. RefSeq names its product Nectarin 1 precursor. Bases 1 to 273 code for a protein of 90 amino acids. The transcript has a single exon. NCBI's taxonomy places the organism in Eukaryota, Fungi, Basidiomycota, Tremellomycetes, Trichosporonales, Trichosporonaceae. The record is from RefSeq and is a predicted model, not a curated record.
AUGAAGCUCGUCGCCGUCAAGGUCAUGUACGAGCCUGGAGGCUGGACCGAGCGACACCGACACGGAAACGCGUUUGUCACCGCCGUGCUGCUCGAGGGAGCCGUCGAGUCCGGACUCAACGACCAGCCUCCCCAGACUUACAAGGCUGGCGAGAGCUGGACUGAGAAUCCCGGAGACAUCCACUCCAUCUCCCGGAACGCGAGCAAGACCGAGCCUGCCAGCUUCAUCGCGAGCUUUGUCUGCCCCGUCGACCAGGAGGAGUAUGUCAUGUGA